Messenger RNA from Panthera uncia (snow leopard), 1317 nucleotides. It is a transcript of the gene STK3, whose product is annotated as serine/threonine kinase 3. NCBI's taxonomy places the organism in Eukaryota, Metazoa, Chordata, Mammalia, Carnivora, Felidae. Gene Ontology annotation, cellular component: cytoplasm. Gene Ontology annotation, biological process: protein phosphorylation; intracellular signal transduction; regulation of MAPK cascade. Gene Ontology annotation, molecular function: protein serine/threonine kinase activity. The record is from RefSeq and is a predicted model, not a curated record.
AUGCCUGGGCCGCGUCUGGCUCCACCCACUCUCCCAGGACCGCGGCCGGCGGCCGAGGGGCGGGGCGCGCCGGGAGGAGCCGCACUCGCGAGCGGGAGGGGGAUCCGCUGAGGAGUUACGGGAAAGUUGGUCCGAGUUCCUGGAGUUUCCCCUGUGUUUCCCGGGGCUCGGCCGGCCGGUGCCCCGGCUCCUCGCCUCCCUCCGUCCUUCACCGCCCACCAGAUCCCUCCUUCUUCCCCCGCCGCCAUGGAGCAGCCGCCAGCGCCCAAGAGGCCCGUCGGGAGUCGGAGGCACGUCCGAGUGCCGGGCCGCGUCUGUCCACACGCCGACGGGGCCCGAGGGGAGGCCGAGCCUCGCCUCUCCCGCGGCCGCGGGGCCUGGCGGCGUGGAAAGUCGCUGGGCAGCGCCGGGCUCCCCGUGGCCAGACUCCUGGGCCGGGAGGAUUUUUCCUUCCCGGCUAUUUUUAUGAUUCCCACAAAUCCACCACCAACAUUCAGGAAGCCAGAACUUUGGUCUGAUGAUUUCACCGAUUUUGUUAAAAAGUGCCUCGUGAAGAAUCCUGAGCAGAGAGCUACUGCCACACAACUGUUACAGCACCCUUUUAUCAAGAAUGCAAAGCCUGUAUCAAUUUUAAGAGACCUGAUCACAGAAGCUAUGGAGAUCAAAGCUAAAAGACAUGAAGAGCAACAGCGAGAACUGGAAGAGGAAGAAGAAAAUUCGGAUGAAGAUGAGCUGGACUCCCACACCAUGGUGAAGACUAGUUCAGAAAGUGUGGGCACGAUGAAGGCCACGAGCACGAUGAGUGAAGGGGCCCAGACCAUGAUUGAACAUAACAGCACCAUGUUAGAAUCUGACCUGGGGACCAUGGUUAUAAACAGUGAAGACGAAGAAGAAGAAGAUGGGACUAUGAAAAGAAACGCAACUUCACCACAAGUACAAAGACCGUCUUUUAUGGACUACUUUGAUAAACAGGACUUCAAGAAUAAAAGUCAUGAAAACUGUAAUCAGAACAUGCAUGAACCCUUUCCUAUGUCCAAAAAUGUUUUUCCUGACAACUGGAAAGUUCCUCAGGAUGGAGACUUUGACUUUUUAAAAAAUCUAAGUCUAGAAGAACUACAGAUGCGGUUAAAAGCACUGGACCCCAUGAUGGAACGAGAAAUAGAAGAGCUUCGUCAACGAUACACGGCGAAAAGACAACCCAUUCUGGAUGCAAUGGAUGCGAAGAAAAGAAGGCAGCAAAACUUUUGAGUCUGAUUUCUUCCCUGUUUGUUUCUAUAACUAUUCUGGAGACCAAGAAACCACUAAGAAUUGAAGGAA